AUGAGUUCAAAAAAAGUGAUAGCCGAAUAUGGAAGUUGGUGGAGUUCUGUCGAUACAAGUGUUUUGAAUAGUGGCAAUUGUAAAGUGAUUUCUGAAUUGCAGUGUGGUGAAAACUCAGUAUUUUGGGUGGAAUCAAAAUUUCCUACUGGCCGACGAGCACUGUUUCAAGCGAAAAAAGAUGAAGAUGAAAUAAUUGAAUGGACUCCACAAGAUGUUAGCGUAAGGAGUACAGUACAUGAAUACGGUGGUGGGUCAUUCAUUGUUGUCGAUGAUGCGCCGUAUUAUAUUACUCUGGAUGGCAUAUUCAGGCAGGUAGCCGCAGGUAAUGAACCCAAGAUGAUUGUUGCUGGUGAUCAUUCACAUCGCUUCGCAGAUCUGUGUUAUCACAAGGAUGUCUUAUUUGCUGUUUAUGAGGUGCAUUCUGGGAACGAGGUGGAAAAUAUGAUCGUGCGAAUUGUAGAAGGUACAGUUCAGCCUAUUGUUACUGGUGCAGACUUUUAUGCGUUUCCUCGCAUAAGUCCUAAUGGACAGUGGUUCACGUGGAUGGAAUGGAAUAUGCCGAAUAUGCCAUGGGACGAAACAACAGUUGUUAUUUCUUCAAUUAAAGAAAAUGGUGACACUGACGAGAUUUUCCGAAUUUCUCGUGAAGGUGUCAAUUAUCAUAGUCCAGAGUGGAAUUCAGCUGGCAAUUUAUAUUUAAUUUCGGAUCAUACUAAUUGGUGGAAUGUAUACGAGGUCAACUUAACUGAACGUAAAUUGGACCAAAACUUAUUUCCAGUUGAUGCAGAAAUUGGUGCUCCGCUUUGGCAAUUUGCUGAGCAUCAUUUUGCUUCAAAUAAAAGGGGCAUUUUGAUGAAUGUUUCUGGAAAAUUGGUGUAUAAGCAAUGGAAUAAAAAAGUGAAAGCGAUCAAUUGCUCGGGCUACACAAGUUUCAAAUGUCUCGCUCUAGAUGAGAGCGGUAUUGCUUAUGCGAUUGCCUCAGGUCCGGCCAAGUCGUCAUCAGUAAUCAGAAUUCAGCUCGAUACAGAGCAGGUGGUUGUUCUCCGAGAAUCACGAUUUUCCUCUGAUAUUGAUAAGUAUGAUAUUUCAAUGCCGGAAUCGAUGUAUUUUCAGUCAGAUGGUAUCACUGUACAAGCCUGGUUUUACCCACCAUUUUCCAAAACGUGUGCAGCUCCAGAAGGUACUUUGCCACCUGUCGUUCUACUCGCACAUGGUGGUCCCACGGCUUAUUCUUCGAACACUCUUGAUAUGAGAAUUCAGUAUCUAACCACAAGAGGUUUCGCUGUUUGUGAUGUGAAUUAUCGUGGUUCCACUGGAUUUGGGAAAGUUUUCCGUAACAUGUUACGACGUAAUUGGGGUGUCGCUGACAGAAAUGAUAUGAUUAACGCUGCUAGUCAUUUAAUUUCCCAGAAGCGGGUUGAUCCGAAACGGUUAUGUAUUAUGGGCAGUUCGGCAGGCGGUUAUCUUCUUCUAGCCACCAUUUUAAAAUCUGAUUUAUUUUCUGCAGCGGCCUCACUGUACGGUGUGAGCGAUUUGAUUGGUUUGACGAAAGACACUCACAAAUUUGAGCUUGGUUAUAACGAACAGCUCAUUGGAAAGUUUCCGGAAGAGAAAGCCCUUUAUGAGCAAAGGUCACCGUUAAGUCACAUAGACCAGCUUUCAACACCAAUUGCAUUCUUCCAUGGUGAAGAUGAUACGGUAGUACCACUCGCACAAAGUGUACGGUUACAUGAAGCGUUAAAGAUGAAAGGGGUGCCCACUUCACUAACUGUUUUUCCAGGUGAAACUCAUGGCUUUAAAGGGUCUUUCGCGAGUGAAGUGACGUUGAAUGGUUUCUAUUACUUCUUUUGUCGUAUGCUGGGUAUUAAACCUUCAGUGGGAAGUCAGAUUCAAAUUGAGAAUUUAUCAAAAUUGGAAGCAGAAGAAAGUCGAUAA
This is a messenger RNA of Cercopithifilaria johnstoni, 1935 nucleotides long. The record is from the annotation of a GenBank genome assembly. Lineage: Eukaryota; Metazoa; Nematoda; Chromadorea; Rhabditida; Onchocercidae.